CAGGGCUCCCCCUGGACUGUGUGGUGAUGGGCUGACCUUCAUGUCUCCAGGGGUCCUCAUUGUCUUCUGAGCCGCGCUCCCCAUCCUCAAAGUAAAAUGAAGCGACGCGCAGAGCGAGAGCUCCAGACCAGCAACCAGAAACAGAAGAAACGCUUCGAAGAACUGGGGCUCAACCUGAGCUCCACCUCUGAUGAUGACACCCAGUGCAGCAACCAUGGCACCCAAGAGUCCUCCACAAGUGGCACAGGCUCGGACAGCGAUUGUGAUGAGAAGAGACCAGUGUUUGGGUCCGCGGGUAAUGACAGCACCUCAGAUCCGCUGGCAGAGGGAACGUCUUCUCGCUACCACAUGUUUAACAGCGUCUCCCAGAAGCUCAUGGCAAAGAUGGGUUUCCGCGAGGGAGAAGGUUUGGGCAAGUUCGGACAGGGGCGAAAAGAGAUUGUGGAGACCUCGAAGCAGAAAGGCCGCAGGGGCCUGGGUCUGAUCCUGAAAGGGUUCGAGAAGGAUCUGAACAUUAACUGGAGGGACAUGCCUGAGGCAACGGCUUAUGAAGAAGUCGAAUGGUUCCCAGAAUGCACCACAGAGAUUCCUGAUGCCGAUGAGCUGGCCGACUGGAUGAUGGUGGGCAAGCGGAAGCUGAUCAUCGACGACGAGACCGAGUUCUGCCAAGAGCCCCUCCUCCGAAGCCUUCUAGAAUGCAAGAAUGCAUUUGACGAGUUGGAAGGGGAGGAAAUGAGAAGAGCCCGGACGCGCUCCAACCCUUACGAGAUGAUCCGCGGGGUCUUCUUCCUAAACAGGGCCGCGAUGAAGAUGGCGAAUAUCGACCACGUGUUUGACUAUAUGUUCACUAACCCCAAAGACCCUCAGGGGAAACCAGUUCUGAAAGAUCGAGACUCUGAGUUGCUUUAUUUUGCGGACGUUUGUGCCGGUCCCGGGGGCUUUUCGGAAUACGUCUUAUGGAGAAAGAAAUGGCACGCCAAGGGGUUCGGUAUGACCCUCAAGGGACCCAACGACUUCAAGCUGGAAGACUUCUAUUCAGCGUCCAGUGAACUCUUCGAACCUUAUUAUGGUGAAGGAGGGGUGGAAGGGGACGGGGACGUCACUCGCCCGGAGAACAUCACAGCCUUUCGUAACUUUGUUAUGGACAAUACAGACCACAAGGGGGUGCACUUCAUGAUGGCGGAUGGGGGCUUCUCUGUGGAAGGUCAGGAGAACAUCCAGGAGAUACUGAGCAAACAGCUCAUGCUCUGCCAGUUCCUGGUAGGACUGUCUGUCGUCAGAAUAGGUGGACAUUUCAUCUGUAAGACCUUUGACCUGUUCACCCCGUUCAGUGUGGGUCUCAUCUAUCUGCUGUAUUGCUGCUUUGACCGCGUUUCUCUCUUUAAGCCACUGACCAGCAGACCCGCUAACUCCGAAAGGUACGUGGUGUGCCGUGGUCUUAAGGUGGGUUCUGAGGACGUCCGUAAUUACCUGUUUACCACUAACCUUCGUCUGAACCAUCUCCGCGGCUCUGAUCAGGACGUUAAUCUGGUGGUUCCCCUGGAGGUGCUGAGAGGUGACCGUCAGUUCUAUGAGUACAUGAUCCGCUCUAAUGAGAGUUACUGUGAGUUUCAGAUCAAAGCUUUGGCUAAGAUCCACGCCUUCGUCCAGGACUCGACCCUGAACGAGCCCCAUCAGGCAGACCUACGUAAGGAGUGUCUGAAGCUGUGGGGGAUCCCUGACCAGGCUCGAGUGGCCCCAACUAAUACUGACCCCAAGACCAAGUUCUUCCAUCUCAUCCAGAGCCGGGACAUCGACAUUUACAGUCUCAAGCCGACCCCCCUGAUGGCCAAGACCCUGGAGAAGCUGAGCCACGUGCUGGACUACAGGUGCAUGGUGUCCGGGAGCGAGCAGAAGUUCCUCCUAGGAAUGGGGAGGUCUCAGAUCUACACCUGGGGGGGUCGUCCUUCUGACCGCUGGACGAAACUGGACCUAAAAACGGAGCUCCCCAGAGACACCCUCCUGUCCGUGGAGAUUGUGCACGAGCUGAAAGGCGAGGGGAAAGCGCAGAGAAAGAUCAGCGCCAUUCACAUCCUGGACGUCUUGUUCCUGAACGGCAUGGAUGUGCGACCGCAUCACUUCAACCAGAGGAUACAGCUGGCUGAGAAGUUUGUGAAGGCCGUGUCCAAGCCCAGCCGCCCCGACAUGAACCCCAUCCGGGUGAAAGAGGUUUACAGACUGGAGGAGAUCCAGAAGAUCUUCCUGAGGUUGGAGAUGAAGAUCAUUAAGAGCUCCGGGGGGAUCCCACGACUCUCCUACACCGGCAGAGAUGACCGACACUUUGUGCCAUCGGGGCUGUACAUUGUGAAGACAGUGAACGAUCCCUGGACCAUGGCCUUCAGUAAGAGCCACAACCGCAAAUACUUCUACAACCUCAAGACCCACAAGUCCAUUUAUGAGGUCCCAGUUGAAUCCAUUGCACCAUUUCACGUCUGCUACUCGGAGCGUCUCUUCUGGGAGUGGGGCGAGGGGGUGCAGAUCCACGAGACCCAGAAACAAGACCCCAGCUCUGAGAAGCUCUCCAAAGACGCCGUCCUGCACUUCAUCCGGAUGCACCAGCCCUCGUCCUCUGGGAGCAGAGAGGAAAGGUAGUGAUGGGACAAACGGAAAAAACCGCGAGAUCCGGGACGCACAGCGACUUCCUCCUCGUCAUUGGCCGCUCUCCUGUGGGCUCUGAGCCCGGGCGGCUGACUGAAUGACCCCCUGGAUGGAGGGGGAGGGGAGUCUGAUGGGGGUGACCUCCGCCCCCUCCGCCUGUCAAUCUCAUUACAGAGACAUUAAUUGCACUGCAGACCACAGACAUUGGACGAUAUUUUCUUUUAGCGCCCGGUAUUUAGGUUUGUUGAGUUGCAGGACGUUGUUCCUCUCCUAUAUAGUCGCCCGAGUGUGUGUUUGGGGGGGGGGGGGGGGGUCAGUGUUCUGGGGUCCCUCCUCCUGGGGCUCUAUAGACGGAUAUAGAUCUGGAUGCUCAGGUGGGGGCCCCGGACUUACUUUUAAGCUUCAUUGUCCCGUUCCUGGUCCUAUGGGCGUGUGUUGUAAUGCAUGGUUUGCCUUGUUCCCAUCUCAUUGGGCGCACACUACUCUCCUAUGGCAAUAAAGCACUAGAGUUUGGAUAUAA
Molecule: messenger RNA, 3157 nt
Organism: Hyla sarda
Lineage: Eukaryota; Metazoa; Chordata; Amphibia; Anura; Hylidae
Gene: CMTR1
Product: cap methyltransferase 1
Exons: 24
Coding region: 97-2631 (844 amino acids)
Biological process (GO): 7-methylguanosine mRNA capping
Cellular component (GO): nucleus; cytoplasm
Molecular function (GO): nucleic acid binding; methyltransferase cap1 activity; protein binding
Source: RefSeq, a predicted model, not a curated record